AAAAAUUUUACAUUAUACAUGUCUUAUCAAGGAUCAAGCCUUAAUUAUUUUGUGGUAUUUCUUUUGGUACUAAAUGCUUGUAAUUUUAUUCUUCCAAUUGACUGGAAUAGCGACAUUGUUCCAAAUCAGGCAGAAUUAAACGCUCAAAAUAACGAUGCAUUAAGCAAAUACUUUGGGACUGACAUCAAUAAUUUAGAGAUUUUUAGAAGUUAUGAAAUUAUGCAGAAGCUUGUUGGCGAGUUUAAAGAUGUGCCGUUAGAAAAGCAGAAGAACCACAAUUACAAAGAAAUGACUUCUUGGUUAAAAGAUUUGGCUGAUCGUUUCCCUCAUAUUACUUAUUUAUAUUCAAUUGGCCAAAGCAUAGAUAAGCGUCAACUUUGGGUACUUGUUGUUGCAAGAAAUCCGAGGGAGCAUGAGAUAUUAAGGCCAGAAUUUAAAUAUGUUGCAAAUAUGCAUGGAAAUGAGGUUACUGGUCGAGAAGCACUUCUGUAUUUGGCUUACAUACUUUGUGAAAAUUAUGGCAGUAAUGAAUAUUUAACGCGUAUGCCUUCAAUGAAUCCUGAUGGUUAUGAAAUGGAUAAACCUGGUGAUCGUAUCGGUUAUUUGGGCCGUUCAAAUGCGGAUAAUGUUGACCUAAAUCGAAAUUUUCCUGCUCGUUAUCCGAUGCAUAAAGAAGCGUCCGGUGGGAUGACAACUCAACCAGAGACAAAAGCUGUUAUGCAAUGGAUGACCGAAUAUCCAUUUGUUCUUUCUGCGAAUCUUCAUGGUGGCUCUCUCGUCGCUAAUUACCCUUAUGAUGAUUCGGAUACAGGCGCAGAUGGCAUAUAUACAGCCUCAGCAGACGAUAAACUUUUUGUACAAUUAGCCUUUCAAUAUGCACGUGCUCAUACAAAUAUGUGGUUAUCUGGACGUCGUUGUGGACUAAAUGAUAAUGGUGAUACUUUCCUUCAUGGAAUUACCAAUGGCGCUGGUUGGUACCAUCUUUCUGGUGGGAUGCAGGACUGGCAGUAUGUGCACACAAAUGCUCUUGAAAUUACUGUUGAAAUGGGUUGUUUCAAAUUUCCAUACGACGAUAUGAUUCCAACUUUGUGGAAACAGCAUCGGUUCUCUUUGCUCUCAUUUAUGGAAUCUGUCCAUAGUGGUGUGAAAGGGGUUGUUCAUGAUGCCAGUGGUGAAAAGCCAGUUUCUGGAGCCGAGGUAACAAUUAUGAAAGGAGGAAAAGGAAAAGCUGUGACAACAUCACUUAAUGGUGAAUAUUGGCGUCUUUUACCACCUGGAGAAUAUAGCCUACAAAUUUCACAUAAAAAUUUCAAACCUUAUCAAUUUGACAUAACUAUUGAUUCUGGACCGGCAAAGGUUGUUAGUAUCAGUAUGAAAGGGAUGGAAUGUGAUGGGGAAGAUAUUCCAAAAUUACAACUUUUUGUUCGUGGUAAGGGUCCUCUUAAUUUAUUACUUGUUGGUUUUGACUCUGCUGCAAAAGGAUUACUUACGCGUUUGGUCAAUCAUUCUUGUCCUAUGGAUGAAAAGAAACGAUCAAAAUUGGCUUACAUGCUUCUUGAAAAUGUUCGUCUUCAUAUUGUUACAGAAUAUAGCCAAACUGAUCAACUCUUGCAAUAUAUGUGGAAUAUAAAUGCUGAUUCCCUUCUUAUUUUUAGUGCCGGCCCUGCUCAUUCAACAAUAUUUAAUGCAGGAGAGAAUACACCAAGACUGUUUAAUCAAGAUAAAUUCGAUCAAAGCUUGAAGGAAGUAUUUUCUUCACAAGAACAGUUCUCUGAUAUGGAUUCAAAAACAACCAAUUCAUUUAGUCCAAUAAAUUCACGAAAGAAGGUUCUUCGACCGAAUUGUGAAGAUCGUUUAGGUCAAACCAAAACGGCGUCAAUUAUUGAUGAAAUGAGACUUGGGCGAAUUUUUGAAUUGGGUAUUGGAAUUGGAUGUGAUUUUGAGAACUUUUCCUCAAAAGAAGAUAUUAUGACUACUGGAAAAAUGGAUGCAGCAUUGGAUGCUAUUAUAGAGGUGAUGCUGAAUAUUUCGAAACAAGACAAGGUACUUGAAUUUUCUGUUGUUCCUUCCAUUGCCCCAACUGAUCAUUUCACUCCUGCUGAAGUUCAGACGGUAACACAUUAUGGCUACGAUCGUCUUGAUCAAUCAUCAUCUUGCUCCGCCAAACUAAUCGAAAUGGAUGGUGUGAAGCUUCGAUCUUUGGGUUCACACAAUGGGCCACAUACACUAAUUUUAUCUGUAGAAAUGAAGACAGAAGCGUUAGUUUAUCAUCUUGGGGCUAGACUUUGUGGACAAGGACCUGUUGAAGGAUUAACAACUACACCUACCAUUAUAGACGAGGAGAUGAGACAAGUACAGCGUAUUUUGGAGUAUUCAACCAUUGUUUUGGCACCAGAUAUCCCACAUACACAAUUGAAUUGCCACGACUACUUGACCAUUUCUCCGUUUAUUUCAUUGAUUACGCAAAUUAUCAACUUGGUACCUGAAAUUGAUUUUGUUAUCGUAUUCGAUUUAUUGACGUGCGCAGGCAAGGAACUGACAUCGGAAUGA
This is a messenger RNA of Meloidogyne enterolobii, 2550 nucleotides long. NCBI's taxonomy places the organism in Eukaryota, Metazoa, Nematoda, Chromadorea, Rhabditida, Meloidogynidae. The record is from the annotation of a GenBank genome assembly.